Molecule: messenger RNA, 720 nt
Organism: Drosophila novamexicana
Lineage: Eukaryota; Metazoa; Arthropoda; Insecta; Diptera; Drosophilidae
Product: 39 kDa FK506-binding nuclear protein-like
Exons: 1
Coding region: 1-720 (239 amino acids)
Source: RefSeq, a predicted model, not a curated record
AUGUCCUCGUUUUAUGGAUUAAUUAUGAAACCGUACUGUAAGUACACCCAGCAAGUGACCAAGGCAUUUCACAUCUCCAGUGUGGCUAUUGAUGAGGGAGAAUAUGCCAAAUUAUAUAUGACUAUUAAGAAUGAAAAAUAUGUUGUGGCAACCUUAUCACACGGUACUCCGCAAACUGCACUCGACUUGAACUUCAGCAAGGGCGAACGCGUGGUACUCGAAUCGAUGGGCAAUGCAACCAUUUGCUUGCUUGGCUACUCGUAUCCCACCGAUGGCUCCGAUGACGAUGAAUCCAUUCUGAUAUCAUCGGAUGGCGAGGUCACGGCCAGCGAUGUGGAAAGCCGCCAUAGAGAGUAUCAGCCAACAGAUGAGGCUCAAGCCAAUCUUCCAUUCGACGAACUGCAGCGAACUGUACAGGAGAAUUACUUUGAUCAUGAUAUGGAGGAUGAUCUGCGCUCUGACGAUUACAGUGCGGGCGAUGCCCAUUUCAAGUCCGAAGAUGAUAUGCCACUGGAGCCCAAAAAAUCGAAAGAGCCAAUAUUGACCGAGGCCAAAAAGCUGGUGCAAAAGGUCAUCGUGGCGGUGCUCAACAAGGAGAAUGAAAAUAUCGUAAAAUUGGGUGGUAAGCGUCGCAAUACUUGGCCCAUAGAUGGCGCUUUUGCCAAUCGCGAGGAUACACUCGACAUCAAGUCGGAAAGCUCAGAUGAUGAAUCGAAAUGA